AUUCAUAUAGUGUAUUUGGGUGAGAAGCAGCAUGAUGAUCCCAACUUUGUCACGGAAUCUCAUCAUCAGAUGUUGUCGUCACUUCUUCGAAGUAAAGAGGGUGCACAUGACUCAAUGGUACACAGUUUUCGACAUGGCUUCUCAGGUUUUGCAGCCAAGCUUACCAAAUCCCAAGCCAAUGGUAUAGCAGCUUUACCUGAAGUUAUUCAUGUCACACCGGAUAGUUUCUACAAGCUGGCAACCACUCGGACUUGGGACUACUUGGAUGUUUCUACCACCGAUUCAAAGAAUAUUCUUAAUGAUGCUAAUGUGGGUGAACAGAUUAUCAUUGGCAUUGUCGACACAUGUGUAUGGCCAGAAUCUGAAGUAUUUAACGACGAUGGGUUUGGUCUGGUGCCGAGCCACUGGAAAGGAAGCUAUGAAUCAGGAGAGAUGUUCAACUCCUCUCACUGCAAUAAAAAGCUUAUAGGAGCAAAGUAUUUUAUCGAUGUUUUUCUUGCGGAGAACGAAAACUUCAACUCCACAGAAUCACUUGACUUCAUUUCCCGUAGAGCCGUUAAUGGUCAUGCAACACAUGUAGCAACCAUCGCAGGCGGUUCAUAUGUUCCCAAUACAAGCUACAAGGGGCUAGCUGGAGGAACUGUAAGAGGUGGGGCACCACGUGCUCGUAUAGCAGUGUACAAGACAUGUUGGUAUCUGGAUGAUCUAGGCACAUAUAUUUGUUCGUCCGCAGACAUCUUGAAAGCAAUGGACGAGGCAAUCCAUGACGGUGUUGAUAUUCUGUCUCUUUCUUUAGGCUAUGAACCUCUGUUCCCAGAAACAGAUGUUCGCGAUGGGAUAGCUAUUGGGGCAUUCCAUGCAGUCUUAAAGGGUAUUACAGUUGAUUGUGCGGGUGGUAACGCAGGCCCAGCGGCUCAGACCGUUACAAACUUGGCUCCUUGGAUCAUCACAGUAGGUGCUACUACUCUAGACCGAUCCUUUCCCACGCCUAUGAAACUUGGGAACAACAAAGUGAUAUUGGGUCAAGCAAUGUACACAGAUCAAGAACUUGGCUUCACUAGUUUAGUUUACCCAGAGGAUCCAGGAAAGAGCAACGAAACCUUUAGUGGUGAUUGCCAGAAGCUAUCAACUAAUCCCAACAACACAAUGGAAGGAAAAGUUGUGUUAUGUUUCACAAGAGAAACAAGUGUGACCACUGCGGUAGAUGCUGUAGUAGCAGUAACAAAUGCUGGUGGUCUUGGGGUAAUCAUUGCAAGAAAUCCUACACACUUGCUUCUUCCUACUCGUAACUUCCCAAGUGUUGCCGUAGACUUCGAGCUCGGAACCGACAUUCUGUUCUACAUACGCUCCACAAGAUCUCCCAUUGUAAAGAUAGGGGCUUCAAGAACCCUCGUUGCACGACAUGUGGCUACAAAGGUAGCAACAUUCUCAUCAAGAGGACCCAAUUCAAUAUCACCAGCGAUUCUGAAGCCGGAUAUAGCAGCACCUGGUGUGAACAUACUUGCAGCUACUUCCCUUAAUGAUUCUUUAAAUGCCAAUGGAUUCUCUAUGAAAUCUGGUACAUCAAUGGCUACUCCUGUAGUUUCAGGAAUUGUAGUGCUCCUCAAAUCAUUACAUCCUCACUGGUCUCCUUCUGCUAUCAAGUCAGCUAUUGUCACCACAGCUUGGAAAACUGAUCCAUCAGGGGAGCCAAUCUUCGCAGAUGGGUCAAGCCGCAAGCUAGCUGAUCCGUUUGAUUACGGAGGAGGCCUCGUGAAUCCAGAGAAAGCUGCAAGGCCAGGUCUCGUAUACGACAUGGCCACACAUGACUACGUCUUGUACUUGUGCGCAGCUGAUUACAGUGACAUGUCCAUAUCCCGUGUCCUAGGAAAAGCAACCAUCUGUCCUAAUCCCAAGCCAUCUGUUCUUGAUCUCAACUUGCCUUCCAUCACAAUCCCAAACCUUAGAGAUGAAGUCAUUCUCACAAGAACAGUUACAAACGUUGGACCUCUCAAUUCAGUAUACAAAGUCAUGAUCGAUCCUCCAACGGGUGUUGAUGUGAUUGUUACACCAACGACACUUGUGUUUAACUCUACAGCUACAAAGUUAUCUUUCACGGUUCGAGUGACGACUACACACAGAGUAAACACUGGCUACUUCUUUGGAAGUUUGAGUUGGAGUGACAAUGUACACAAUGUAGCCAUCCCAGUAUCUGUGAGAACUCAGAUCAUGCAACGAUACUACGACGAGAACUGAUGAAUCAUAAUAAGUCAAAAGCAGUUUGGUAAAAAAAGAAAAAUAGUAUUGUGUAAUUUUAUUCUUUGUUCUGUUCAUUCUGUAGUUUAUGUUGUUAAUAAAUCCGGAA
Molecule: messenger RNA, 2344 nt
Organism: Eruca vesicaria subsp. sativa (arugula)
Lineage: Eukaryota; Viridiplantae; Streptophyta; Magnoliopsida; Brassicales; Brassicaceae
Source: the annotation of a GenBank genome assembly